Suillus bovinus is the source of this 1828-nucleotide messenger RNA. RefSeq lists its product as uncharacterized. The transcript has 2 exons. Lineage: Eukaryota; Fungi; Basidiomycota; Agaricomycetes; Boletales; Suillaceae. The coding region runs from base 62 to 1540 and encodes 492 amino acids. The record is from RefSeq and is a predicted model, not a curated record.
GCAAUCUCUUGUAGUACUUGCUAUUGAAUCAUCAAAGCACUAUUCCAUCGCCGUAGAACUGAUGCAUCGCGCUUUAUGUGUUUCAGAAAUUCUCCUACAGGUAUUCAUGCAUGUGAAUAGAGUCCUGGACCCAUAUGCACCAUUAUUGUCAUAUCGCGAGAUAUCAUUGGCGCGGAAAUCCUUUGCAGCGCUUGCUAGGACAUGCAAACUUUUUUACGAGCCUGCAAUGGAUUUGCUUUGGGCUGAGUUGGAUGGGAUAAAACCACUGCUAGGUUGUGUAACAAGGCUACAUCCAGUCAUGUAUUGUAGGGGCGGUUCAAAGUACUUGUGCUUUGAAGUUAUCGAGCCAUUAUAUGAACAUGAAACCUGUCAAUUCUUGCAUCACGCCCAUCGCGUUCGCUCAUUGAGAAUACUACACGACGACUACCUUCACGUUCUCUCAGACCUCCUGAUCGAGUGCAUGUUUCCGAGAUUGUUGUCGCUAUCAACGGAUCGAAAUUUGAAUCGAUACCUGCAUCUCUUCCCGUCACCCACGCUGCGUCGUUGUACCUUACCAUGCGUUCAACCAGAUUUGAAAUCUGUCCCAAUCCGUUGUGCUGCUUUGGAGGAUUUGUCCAUCAAAUCCUCCUUCGGAAACAUAGCGGCAGAUGGGCAGGUGCUGUAUGACAGUAUCCGUUUGUGCAAACGACUUGUGACUCUGGCUUGCCCACCACUCGAUUGGACAACAUUGGAGUACCUUUCCAACCUCCCUACCCUUCGUACGCUGGAGAUCUGGGACGACCGCUGUUCGUUGGGCUCGUGUAAUCUCACUUUCGCGCCUUUCCUCAACAUCACGACACUGUAUUUCUAUACCAGGAGAGUCGCAUACACCAUCGCAGUCAUGCAACAUCUAGAUUUCCCUUCGCUAAAUCAAUUCGAGAUGGACAUCGUUAAGUUGCCUUGGGCAGAGGCUGAGCCGCUCUUUCAUGCACUGUCACGGCACAAGACCCUUUCACACAUUGCCAUCUCCUCUGAACGUGGUGAUCAAGAACUUCAGGACCUCUUGGGCAACUCCUCGACGCCAAUCAGACAAUUCCUUUGUUUCACGCAAUUGCGAAUCCUGCGGUUCAAUUUUCCUUGUUGCUGCAUAAACCUUGACAACGACCUGCUUUUGGAAGCCAUGUCAAGUUGGCCACACAUCCGAAUGCUGGAAUUUGUUGAUCCCCAGGCGGCACCUACCGUUACAUUCCGCGGAUUAUUCACAGCUCUCCACCGAUGUCCCCGCUUGCAUACGUUGGACAUACCAUUAGAUACCACCGAUAUCGAUGUCGAUCCUACAGCCGAUUCGUUCCUUCAUACCUCUCUACGACAUUUGAACUUGACCUCCUCUGCCAUGUCGAAUGCUGAAGGUGUAUCUCGCAUUAUUUCCUCGGUACUCCCUUCUGUCGAUCGAACUUGCCCUCCAGGAUACAAGCGCCCCUCUGGUAUCUGCCUUGAGGUUCAGAAGCAUCUUGAAUCUUUUAGGGAAUCUUCGGUUCUUGGUCGCCAUAUCCUCACCUGAUCGUCAUAUCCUGCAUGUCGGCUUUUUCGAUGUGAAACACGGAGCGUUUCACGUAUGUACCUAGAGCAACCGUGUCUUCACCCGUUUGAAAGACCUAAAAACCUUCUAUUAGAACUCAUGCAGUGCCCCGGUAGGGAUCUUUUUGCUCAUGGCCAAUUGUACAUAGUGUUGUCGAGGGCGAGAAUACGAACAGGACAAGAUUGUAUUAAUAUUGUAUUUUCUAAAUUGCUACUGUAAACACUAUAGAGCCGACUGAACGGGUGUCUUUGUAGCAUGCAAGGCUCGAAG